CUUCAACCAAUACAUCCUAGAGCCUAUUUGAUGCCGUUGUUAUGGAGAGAGGAAAGAGAAAACGAAAGAGGAAUGAAGAGAUCGAAUCAAGUAAUGCAGGCGAACAAAGGGCCAAUUGCUCAUCGACAGGGAAGAGUGGACAACAACAAAUUUCAACACAAGUUCGGCCUAAUAAAUACCGAUUUAUUUUGCCAAGAGGAUUGAUCCCAAAUCAAUUCUUACUGUUACCACAACAUGCACCGUCCAUUGUUAUGAAUUUUCCGGGAUAUCAUGACAUUGGGUCUAUGGACCACACAUGCCAAUUUUGCUACUCCAAAAUGUGGUAUGGAGAGAGACUUUCUCCAAAAGUCAACACCAACAGUCCUAAAUUUUCAAUGUGUUGUCAACAAGGACGGGUUCUUUUACCAUCGCUACAACAACCACCUGAUUUUCUUAUAGAACUAUUCAAAGGUAGCGAUAGAAGAAGCACAAAGUUCCUGAACAAUAUUAGGGCAUAUAAUAUGAUGUUUGCAUUUACUUCGUUGGGGGGCAAGGUACAAAAAGAACUCAAUAAUUCCGGAGGACCCUAUGUAUAUCGAAUGCAUGGUCAAAAUUAUCACUUGAUGGGAAGCUUGCUACCAGUUGAUUCGAGCAAACCUAAGUUCUCACAGCUCUAUAUUUAUGACACGGAGAAUGAGAUACCGAACAGACUUCGUGCAUUAGAGAAAUCAGAAUCAUCAAAUGAGCUCGAUCCAAAAAUAGUUCAUGGCUUGAAAGAUAUGAUGGACCAACAUAAUGAGUUGGCGAAGUGCUUUCGUUCUGCAAGGGAUAGAUUCCAAGAAGCACCACAAACAGAAUUCAAACUCAGGCUACUUUGUAACCGUGAAAGAGAUGGAAGAACAUAUAAUUUGCCCACUGCAUCUGAAGUGGCUGUUCUUAUAGUCGGAGAUUUGGAUAGUAUGUCUUCUCACCGUGAUAUUAUUUUGGAGCACAAAGAUCGCACUUUGCAACGCAUUAAUGAGCUCCAUCCUUCAUAUUUGGCCUUGCAAUAUCCCAUACUAUUUCCAUAUGGAGAAGAAGGGUAUAGAUUAGAGAUCAAGUAUAGACAAGUUGAAGGUAGAGAUGCUAUCAAACGGAAAGAUGUCACAAUGAGAGAAUUCUUUGCCUACAGGCUUCAACAAAGGGAUGUCGAAUUUAGUACAAUUCUAUCAUCACGAAGACUAUUUCAUCAAUUUAUUGUUGAUGCUUAUACGAUGAUAGAAAGUGAUCGCUUGAAGUAUGUCCGGCUAAAUCAAAAGAAGCUAAGAGCAGAUGUUUAUAAUGGGUUAACCGAUGCGGUUGUAAGAGGCGAAACAAACCCAAACACUCAAGGCAAAAGAAUUAUUUUACCAUCUUCUUUCACAGGAGGUGCAAGGUAUAUGAUACAAAAUUACCAAGAUGCCAUGGCGAUAGUCACACAAUUCGGAAACCCGGAUUUGUUCAUCACAUUUACGUGCAAUCCCAAAUGGCCAGAAAUAGAGAGAGAAGUAAAAAAGGCGGGAGUGAGACCAGAAGAUCGGCCCGAUUUGGUUACAAGGGUCUUUAAGAUAAAGCUAAACAAUUUGAUAGCCGAUUUGAAAGAUCAGAAUAUAUUCGGCCAUCCAAGAGCAUUGGUCUACACGAUAGAAUUUCAAAAAAGGGGAUUGCUGCAUGCCCAUAUUGUGUUGUUCUUACAACCAGAGUUCAAACUAAGGGAGUGUGAUGAUAUAGACAAAGUCAUAUCAGCCGAAUUGCCGGAUCCGAAUCUCGACUAUGAGCUCUUUAAUGCGGUGCAAAGCACAAUGAUCCAUGGACCAUGUGGAUAUCUAAACAAGAAAGCACUGUGCAUGGAAAACGGAAAGUGUGGCAAAUAUUAUCCAAGAACUUUUAACCAAUUCACAACAGUGCGUGAAGAUGGUUAUCCAAUCUAUAGAAGAAGGAAUACCGGUAUCACGGCCGAAAAAAAUAAAAUACCGAUUGAUAACAGAUAUGUUGUGCCAUAUAAUCCGUACUUGCUCAGAAAGUAUCGCGCCCACAUAAAUGUUGAGUGGUGCUAUAAGGCGAGAUCUAUAAAAUAUCUCUUCAAGUAUGUCAAUAAAGGUCACGACCGUGUUACCGCUGCAUUAUAUGAAAAAGAUACAGCGGAGAACAACAAUGUCGUACAUGAUGAGAUUAAAGCUUACUGCAAUUGCAGGUAUAUUAGCGCCGCAGAAGGUAUGUGGAGGAUAUUGAGCUUUGAUAUACAUUACAGAAUCCCGGCUGUUGAAAGACUGAGUUGUCAUCUCCCCAAUCAGCAAUAUGUGGUAUACAAUGAAGAUCAAGAAAUUGAGCAGGUGGUGCAGCAAUCCAAAGUACAAAAAACCACGCUCACUGCGUGGUUUGAAACUAAUAGAGUUGAUCCAGAUGGUAGAACACUUUCUUACGCAAAAUUUCCCAUGAAGUAUACAUGGAAAGAGAGUGCAAAAGUUUGGGUAAAAAGACAACAACGUUCAUGCAUUGGGAGAAUACAUAACAUACCUCCGGGAUCGGGCGAGUGUUGGUACUUAAGGAUACUACUCAAUAAAGCUAAAGGAUGUCAGUCUUUUGAAGAUGUUCGCACCGUGGAUGGUGUCGUAUACCCGACAUACAAAGAUGCCUGCCACGCACUAGGUAUUAUAGAUGACGAUCAAGAAUUUGUUGAAGCACUCGAAGAAGUGAACAAAUGGGGAACUGCAUCAUACUUAAGAACAUUAUUUGCUACUUUUCUGCUUAUAAAGAAUCUGCAUUCUCCAUUGCACGUGUGGACCAAUUGUUGGAAGCUUCUUGCAGAUGAUUUCUUGCAUGGUCCAGGAAAUCCAAAUAUAACGUACAUUGUCUCAGAGAGCGAGGCUCAAGACAAGGCACUUCAAAGGAUCGAAGAGAUUCUAAAGCGUAAUGGAAGAACAUUGGCUGACUUUGAAGGGAUGCCUGUCGUAGAACAUAUAGAUGAUGGACGAGUAGUUGACGCAUUGGUACGGGAAGAAAUGCAGUAUGAUAAAGAAGAAUUGUCUAGCCAGCUGAUGCAGUUACUUCCAUCAUUAACGACUGAACAAAAAGAAAUUUUUGAUUGUGUUAUUAAUGCAAUAUCUACAGAUCAAGGAGGUGUGUAUUUUGUUCAUGGAUUUGGUGGGUCUGGAAAAACAUUCUUAUGGAAUACAUUGGCAGCAUCUGUGAGGAGCAGAGGAGAAGUGUUGAUUAAUGUUGCUUCAAGCGGCAUUGCGUCAUUAUUACUUCCCGGUGGUAGAACCUCUCAUUCCAGGUUUUCGAUCCCAUUGAGUAUUGCUGAAAAUUCAACAUGUAAUAUCAAGCGCGGGAGUCCAAAAUCAAGAUUAUUAAUAGCCACAAAAUUAAUCAUUUGGGAUGAAGCGCCAAUGACUCACAAGUAUUGCUUUGAGGCUCUUGACAAGACACUCAGAGAUAUUUGCUCAUCUGUAAAUCCAAAGAAUGAAGAGUUGCCCUUUGGUGGAAAAAUUGUUGUUCUAGGAGGGGAUUUUCGACAGACGCUACCGGUAAUCCCUAAAGGCACGCGUGAAGAAAUUGUCAUGUCGGCAAUAAACUCAUCAUACUUAUGGGAUUAUGUUCAAGUCAAGCAUCUCACAAUAAACAUGAGGUUGAUGCAUCAAAGCAACAUGCUGGAUAGGGAAGAAGUUGAACGAUUUGCUAGGUGGAUAUUACAGAUUGGCGAGGGCACUAUCGGUAAGGAGUCUGACAGAGACAUUGAAGUUGAAAUACCGCCUGAUUUGUUGAUCCACUCGAAUGGGGAUAACUACAAAGCCAUUGUUGACAGUACUUAUCCAGACUUGCACAACAAUCUGUCAAAUUUUGACUACUUGGAAGAGAGGGCAAUCCUGGCACCAACUUUGGAAAUAGUAGAGGGCAUAAACAACUACAUCCUCUCAACGUUACCAGGAGAAGAGGUAAAAUAUUUCAGCUACGACAGCAUAUGUCCCACUGCGGCAAGUAGUUCUGGUGAUGAUGACAUAUAUCCACAAGAAUAUUUAAACAGCAUUUCAAUAUCUGGAUUGCCAAAUCAUGUGCUUAGCCUCAAAAUCGGUGUCCCUAUAAUGUUAUUGCGUAAUAUUGAUCAAUCUGCAGGUCUAUGCAAUGGAACACGAUGGGUGAUAACAAAAUUGGGGAAACGCAUCUUGGAAGCCAAAGUCCUCACCGGACCGAGCAGAGGGAAUAAAAUAUUGAUUCCAAGGAUGAAUCUAUGCCCAACAGAUACAACGUUGCACAUAAAACUUCAGAGGAAACAAUUCCCAAUUUUAGUAUGCUUUGCAAUGACCAUCAACAAAAGUCAGGGGCAAACACUAGCACAUGUUGGACUUUAUUUGGAAAAAAGUGUAUUCACGCAUGGGCAGCUAUAUGUGGCUGUUUCAAGAGUCAAGAGCAGAAAUGGGUUGAAAAUUUUGUUGGGUGGAGGAGAAGGAUGCAAUACAACAACAAAUGUUGUAUACAAAGAAGUUUUUCAAAAUGUUUGAUUUUCUUUUAUAGCACAUCGAUGUAUGAUACUUAUCACAAGAAUAUUUUCAUUUCACUAUACUUUUGUUACUUUGCACGUUAUGAACUUUUUUAAAUUACCGUGCUAAUAUUAAUGACAAUAAUAACAAUGAUAAUAAUAAUAAAUCUUCAGCCACCAA
This is a messenger RNA of Cuscuta europaea, 4655 nucleotides long. The record is from the annotation of a GenBank genome assembly. NCBI's taxonomy places the organism in Eukaryota, Viridiplantae, Streptophyta, Magnoliopsida, Solanales, Convolvulaceae.